Molecule: messenger RNA, 476 nt
Organism: Rhipicephalus microplus (southern cattle tick)
Lineage: Eukaryota; Metazoa; Arthropoda; Arachnida; Ixodida; Ixodidae
Biological process (GO): glutathione catabolic process
Cellular component (GO): plasma membrane
Molecular function (GO): glutathione gamma-glutamate hydrolase
Source: RefSeq, a predicted model, not a curated record
CGUUGGGCGUGGUGCUGAACAACCACAUGUCCGAGUUCACGUUACCGCGGCCCCCGAUGCCGGGCUACCAGCCCAACGAGAACAACUACAUCGAGCCCGGCAAGCGGCCCGUGACCGCCAUGGCACCCGGCUUGCUCGUCGACCGCCGGGGCGAUGUGCAGCUCGUCAUAGGAGCGUCGGGGGGCUCGCGCAUCGUCAGCUCGGCCGCUUCUGUGAUUCACAACAUCGUGCGCCGCGACAUGAGCGUCGAAGAGGCCAUCGAGGCUCCACGCCUGCACCAUCAGCUGCUGCCGAACGUGGUCGUCUACGAAAGGCACUUUUCCGAGGAGGUACUCGAGUCCCUCCGGCGGCGGGGUCACGUGGUGAAGCCGAUCGACAGGCGACCAGCGGCGGUCAACGCCAUCGCGCGUGCGCAGGACCGCGUCAUCUACGCGGUCGCCGACUUCCGCAAGGGCGGCAUCGUCGACGGAUACUGA